CUAUGGUCUAAUGCCUGGUUUUCAUGCGAGGAAAGCUUUGGUUGGUGGGCUGGUACUUCUGCUGCUAGAGGCACAGGACCUCAUAGGGCUGCGGCAGCUUUGUUUCGGCGUCUUCCAUCUAUACCAUGUGAAGAGAGUAUGUACGAAUGGCUCGGUGGUUCUCCGCUUUGCGACAAUCUGACCACGGAUUGUGAAGCUGUACCGUCUCAAACUGAUGAUCGGAUGUUAGAAUAUCAAUGUAAAUGCAGUUCAGAUCAUUGGCACGCAACUGGUGGUAAUUGGAUAAGUGGCAGAAAGUUAUCUGAAAUAGGCCAAUUGAGUUGUACUCCUUGUGGCUUGGGAAGUAACUCCACAGCAUGUCUCCCGGAAGUAUUCAGAGCUGUGUUACUUGGUGCCAAUCUGUCUGGCAUGCUCCUGUGUUUGAUAAUUGGACUGAUUGUUUUCAAAAAAAGGAAAAGCAAAGCGGUGGCUAUGGGGAUGUGGACAGUUUUAGAAGUUGUUCUUAUUGGCGCAAUGUUUAUGUAUGGCUCGGCUGCUUCUCAGUACAUAUCGUCGGCCAGGUGGCGCUGCGUCACUGGUGCCUGGCUUCGAGAACUUGGCUUUGUUGCUUCGUAUGGCUCCGUAGUGCUGAGACUGUGGGUUUUGCUGGCUGAGUUUAGGACGAGGAAAGCUCACAGGUGGACCCCUAGAGACGCUGAGGUGCUCCGGAUAGUGGCGGCGAUGAUCAUAGGAGCUGGAUGUUAUCUUGCUGCGUUCACGGCAACCUCAGCAUGUGAGGAAACUGUGGGGGGAGGGUGUGCCCGAACCUCCUGGCAUCAUGUUACAGCUGCUGCAGAAAUUCUGUUGCUCAUGGCUGGGCUCAGGAUAUCGUAUGCUGCAAGAAACGCUAACGUGCCAUUUCAAGAACGAUGCUGGCUAGCCGCGUGUCUCUGGCUAGAGGGCACGUGUGGUGUAUCAUGGCGUAUGUCAGCCCUGGCCGGCGUGGCUCCGGAGCGGUCACCGCUGGCUGCAGCGGCGAGGGCUCACCUGUCUUCAGGGGGGGUUCUUGCCUGUGUCCUGGCACCAAGAUUGUGGCACGGCUGUCGAGCCAGAUCGCUUGCACAGGAGGUAUCACGACGUGGCCCUGCAGAAGGGUUUGGUCUAGACUGUGAGGAGGAACCAACUUCGGAAGAAGUCCGAGCUGAACUGAAGAGGCUUUACUUACAACUGGAGGUUAUGAGAAGUACUUCACUGCGCUGUAACAACCCACAUAUUAGCAAGCGUAGAGGGGGAAGGAAAAACCCACAUCGGCGGUUUUCAUUGCAAGCAUUACAGGCGCGUCGUGGGGGCAAGAACAAAAGUAGUACAGCAGAAGCGAGCGAUGUGGGAGAUGUAUCGAGGACUCCUGAGGACUCUAUUUGUUCUGCUGAAGGUCCGUCGCACUACACUGAAGGAGAGACACAAGCAUAGGCAGUACGUUCAUAUAACAUUGAAGUGAUGAUUAUUGAUGAUAUUAGAAUAAUACAUCAAUAUUCAAAUAUUGAUUCUUGCCUUCUUGAAUGUAAAUUCCGAAGACCUGAGUCUCGAACUAGAAUUUGGCGAGUCAAUAUCGGAUGCCUCAUGUAGAGGUGAUACACGUGUCGAAUUGAUUGAAAACGAAUCUUAGCAGAAUUAACACUCAUGAAGCCUCACAACAUUGAUGAUAUUAUGGUAAAUGAGACUACAAGAUACAAGCAAGUCGGUAGCAUGCAAACCUUUGAAGAAUUACUCUCUGUCUGUUAACAUAGAAAUAUAAAUAUGAAGCUUCUAGAAACGUUAUAUGUGUGUGUAACGGUAAUAUGUUAUACACCCUAUAUUACAUUGCUACGAACACUUGCAGCACAACACAAGUUAUAGAACAGUAGCAUGGCUCAGCGGUCUCCUUGAAAUAUAUACCUACGUCUGGGCGGAGCGCUAGGGUUGGUACCUGUACAAAGAUAGAUGACACGGACUGCGCGGCGCAGCUAAUUGAACUCGGGCAGCGACCAAUAGCCCUAUUACCAAAAUCGAAAUAGGAAGUUUCGUAUAUUUUCCUAUUACGAAAGUUAUUCGGAUACGAAGUUCGCGAUUAAACAUAUUGUCAUUCGUUUACCUUAUUCCCAAAUUCUCUUGAGAUUAAUAAGGUCGUAACUACAACUUCACUUUAUGGUUAUGUCUAUGGUUCUAAAACGAUUCGUGCGCACUAUUCGGAUCUGAAGUACUUUGGUAAUAGGAUUUCAGUCUCGGCGGCGUACGGCGUGGCACUCCAUAGUUUUAUCUUCCCAAGAUUGCUUAGCGGCUGUGUAAAUCGUGUGUUUAUGUGUGUGUGUGUUGAACGGGCGCUCUAGUAUGAAGUUAUAAUACUGUUCUAUCACUGGUGCUUGCAGUGCUAUCGGAUAUCGAAGGACAUGUACAACAAUGAUGUGUAAAAUGACUGUUAUCUUAUGUAAAUUAAGAAUCUCGCAGAUAAAUAUGAGCGCCAUAUACGAGUAUUUGUAAUCAGAAUUAUCAGUUUAGCAAAAUUCCUAUUUUCUUUUCAAUACGAUUUGUUUGAUUGUGAAAUGAAAUUUGAUUUAUUUGCAGGAAACAUUGUACUUAAGAUGUUAACAUAAUAUUAUUGAUAAUCCAAUAUGUUUCGUCAAUUGACAUGCAAAAUAUGUUACAAAAUUGUCUAAACACUACUGUUAUACCGAAACAUGUCGGAUUUCACAAUGCUAUCAUUAAUAUUUAUAAAAUUAAAAUUUAAAGAUAUUAUAAUAUGGGACGUAAAAUUGUGCGUGGCCUUCUGCCUCUCUUUCACUCAUACCAGUGUACGUGGCUGGCGUUGCCUUCUAUCGCUUUCUCUACUCUAUGGUCUACUUUUGAAAUUUGAAUAUUCGUUGCAAUCAGGUGUUUCGUAUAACUUUUCUGUCGAUUAUAAAAUUAUAACGUGUAAAUUGCCCCUCACUUUUUUUUAAUUAUUUUUUGGAGGUUAAUUUAAAGGUUCGCUUGUUUCUGGUGUCCUGGGCGGCACUGUUUAUUAUAAUUACGAAUGCUCAUAUUUUUAUAUACAAUGUGUCCCGGCAUGUAGUAAUAAAACUAUAGGAGUAGUAACUAUAAACUAUUUCAUCGAUGAAAAUACCCCAUAUAGGGGGUCAAUUACAAAACCCUACUAGUCUGCUGCUACUUUUAUUUUUAUUUUUAGUUCUUUAGUUCCACGUCUUGUAGGGGCGCAAUGCCCCUAGAACUUUAAUCGCCAUUCACAAUUUAAGGUGAAUUUUGCUAAGAUUACAAUAACAGUAGCUGCUGACUAGUUUUGGAAUUGACCCAAUGUGGGGUAUUUUAAUCGAUGAAAUAGUUUAUAGUCACUGUUCAUAAAGUUUUAUUACGACACUGUAUAGGAUGUUUGCUAAUAAAAUAAUGUUAACUCUUUAAUUCGUAGUAAUGUUAGUAUUAGGCGGAGUUCUUGUUUUCUGUAUUUGAUUUUUGAAGCUUGCAAAAUUCUAUUUUUUUCGUGGGAGCAUUCCUCCGCAGUGCAAAUUAUGAGGAACUCUAUAGCAUCGCACAACCAAACUAUGGAAUGGGCUUUGUUGUGUGGUGUUUCCAGAUCCAUACAACAUAAUUUUGAGUAAAUAAUAUCAUUUUCUCAAACAUGCAUGGAAAUAUUGUCAUUAUUUUCGAAGAAAGAAUACGUGAAGUAUCGUAUUUUCGGACAAAGAAAAUCAAAUCCAUUGCAGGAGCGUUUUUUAAAUUUGGAACAUUACAACGCUCCUUCAAUGUUGUAUGAAACGGCGUGCUGGGGUUAUUAAAUACUCUUUGAUCGGAUCUCUCUUGUCAUUCUUGGAAUAACAUAGUCCCUUUGCAUUUGCCUGUCGGAUGGAUGAUAAAAAAAAUAAAAGUAAAGCUGUAAAGCUGAAAAUUCGUCUUGAUUUGUUAUACGUACUUAAUAAAUAUUUAUUUAAUAAUAAUUAAAAUGAGUUUCACCGGUUCAGAUAGUGAAGUGGAGGUUGAUUGUACUCAACCAGAUUUAAAGAUCAGAAGCCAAAUUGGCAAUGGAAAACCUGCUUCCAGCGAAGUCAAAAGUAAAAUACAUGGAGGUAUAUGAAAAUUUUAUGAGUUGGAUAAACGAGAAAAAAGUGAACAUUUUCUCCGAAACAGUAUUUUUGGCAUAUUUUAAUGAGAUUUCUAAAACUAAAAGGCCAUCAAAUCCAAAAACAUUAUGGGCAAUUUAUUAAGUGCUACAACGUUCAUGUUAAAAACGGCAUAAACUUAAAAAAAUAUGGGAGUUCAACUACUUUUAAUUUAUAUUAUAUAUAAAAAGUGUGUUUUAUUUCCCUGCAUUCUUUAGAGAAUAGCACUAUAUAUGUCUCAGCGGGAAUUGGCAAUUGCCUGUCGCGUAUUUAGUGAAGUCUUCGCUACUCGACCUGCAAUUGCCUACUUCCCGGCCUUUGCAAUAAUGUACUAUUGCAUAGACGGACCAGCAAAAUAUUAUGAACAAUCAAUUUAUCUCUUGAAGUGUAUAUAUGUGAAAAUAGUGGUUGAUGAAUUGGUUGGUUCCCGAAAAAAAUGAAAAUAGAUGGUAUUUAUGAUAAAAUUGGGUUGAUUGGUUACAUUAUUAACUACAUAAAAGUAAUAAUAAAAAAAUCAGGUCAUGAAAAUACUUUGACAUAUUAAUUAUUAGGCGCGCUACAGACAGAGCAACUUUAAGCCCAGUAUUGCGGCAACAGACUAGCCAUUUGAAGUUUAUACAAUUAAAAGAAACUGCGCAGACAUGUCGAUUAUAGUACGACAACUUUGUGCGCGAGCGUCUCCCACAAGGUGUCGGACUAUGUAUUAUGGCUGUGAUUAUAAAUAAUUGUCUUCAUUUUCUGCCCUCGAUCACUAAAUGAGUUUCUAAUUGCCACAACUAGAAACUGUCGAAUUGCACUAUUUGUUUCUAUAUGCUGGUUACUCCAACCGUCAAUUUUUACACAAUAUAUCCUCAUCAUUUGAGUGAUUCCGCUUCUAUCCAUCCCUCGCUGAACCAGUCUUGGUGCUUUUUCUUAGAGAUCCUUAAUCCCAAUCACUGCUAUCUUAGAAUCGGAAUAUUUAUAUUUGGAAUCCUACUAUCCUAGGCGUUUGGAUGAUUUAGCUUCUACGACAGAUACAGCGUCUGUGCAUACAAGGGUCAGUAACUAUGCCCAAUGAGUUAGAGGUUCACUAGGAGGUUUACCAGUGGCAGGCUCCCUUGCACAAGAUGCCGGCUAGAUUAUGGGUACCACAACGGCGCCUAUUUCUGAUGUGAAGCAGUAAUGUUUAAGCAUUAUUGUGUUUUGGACUGAAGUAUUUCGUAGCUAUUGAAAUUACUGAGCAAGUGAGACUUAACGUCUGACGUCUCAAUGUGACGAAUGCAAUUGUAGUGCCGCUAAGAAUUUCUGGGGUUUUCAAGAAUCCUGAGUGGCACUGCAUUGUAAUGGGCAGGGCGUAAAAAUUACUAUCAGCUGAACGUUCUGCUCAUAUCCCUUACUGUCAUAGGUAUAUCGCAUUAAAUAUCAUAUACCGUUGUCUUGCACAAGGCUAUGCCGUGGUUGUGGCUAGAUAAUUUAUGUAAAAGAGUGUCAAUGUUUCAGAAAAUAACUAUUUGAUAUUUUCUUUAGCUAAUGUUGCUCUGUGUGCGGAGAGCCUAAUAGUCAUGAGUAGUAAAAAUCAGGAUUUGUGUUAACACAACUUCAACAUUACAUUAAUAAAUAUAUUAUUGUAAAUGAUAAAUUCUAAACUUUUUCUAAGAAGUUCGAACGUUAGGUUAAUAUGUGUUACCUAUAUCUCUUGCUGAAGCGGUUUGGUGUAUCGAUAAAAACGUGUACUCGUAUUACUAAAUUUAUAUACUACAGACUAGUACUUACUAUAUAUUAUAUACGUUAACAUUCUUGUAAGAUCUUAUAUUUAUAUGACUUUUAUGAUAUCUUUACUAAUUUGAAACGUUUAUAUUUGAAAUACAUAUCUAUGUAUGUUUUGCUGUGUAAUUUUUAAAUGUUUUUUUCUGUCCUGUGUAAGAUUAAUAGUGACACUGCGAUCACAUAUUUUAUCGAUGACAUGUUACAAUUUGUAAGAGCCACUCUUUAUUGAAUAUUGUGGUUUCAGAUUCGUAUAUGUGUAAGAAAUUAAGAUUUUAGACUUUAUGCUUCAUCAACCCUGAAUACACCUAGUACGUAUAAAGCGCGAGUUGAAUGCAGAAUUCAGGAAUACGAUAGUGUUGUAACCUAAUUAUUUUUUUAUUUAUUAAUAUAAGGAAUUAAUUAUGAUUGAUGACCAUUGUCGUGAGUGUGUCGAUAAAUUUAAACAAUGAUUCAAGUUUACCAUUUUAACCAAAUUAUUAAAUAUCAAAUUUUUGUUCUGACUUUCUUCUCGUGCUUGACCAGGAAAACUCGUUUUUUUGGAAGCUUGAUGGAGUUGGACCAGUCAUUAUUUUAAUAAAAAAAACACGGUAUCGCAACUCCAGUACUAACGCGUUAACACGGCAAGCUACGACUACGGAACAGCACUACACUGUAGGCACACGAGGCUCUUUACUCCAGACUCCGACUGCAUUCAACUCGCGCGAUAACUGUGGAUGACAUUUUUACGUGUUAUGCCAAACUCGCGGGACAUAAUAUGUAAAGACAUAUUUAGAUAUUAUAUUAAAACCUUGACUAAAGCUGCUUUUAAUAGAUCCUACUUUUUAGUAACGUCCUCUAUUAAUUUUCAAAAAGCGAUCCGUCCAACAAAGUCACACAAGUGCGCGGAAAUUGUCAGUAAGUCUUUAACUCUGCAUCAAGAGGACUAUAAUAUAGAGUAAGUAAGAAUCCAUCAAACACUCGACUUACCUUACGAAGUGGGUUCGUCCGAGAUUGUCGCGAUCAUAGAUAUAAACUGUACUAGCAAAUAGACAAACAAAGCGCACGAAAGAGAAAAAUAUCUCUGAGAUAUAAAUGAUAGGAAAGGAAAGCGAAUAUAUUGUUACUGUAGUGUACUGACAUCUAGUCUUAACAGAGAAUGUGUUAACUAUCAUUGUCACUGUCACGACAUCGACAGUGACGUUAACCGUGUGACGUUGAGUGCUAUAUAAAGAAUGCACAGUACAGCGGAAGGCCUGUUCUAAUCGGCUGUUGGUUGCGUGCGGACGUGUCCGGGUGUAGUGCUACAUAGUAAAGAUUAGUUGUUUCAAUCGUGAGCAAACGAUGAACAUUACAGUUACUGUAACCGAUUUUGAUUGUCAAGUCGUAAACAGUCAGCCGCGCUUUAUUUGCGCUUCCAAGUAUUUUGAAUAGCUAACGGCCACAUUGACAAUAUCGAAAUUGGUCACAGAUUAUUAGUCUCUCAAAUAGUCUAUAUGGUAGUAUAAUCUAAGUCUAUGGUUAAGAUAGUAUUCUUAAAGAGAAAGAAAUAUGAAUAAAUAUUGUUAAUAAACAUUAGUGGGGUAAAAGCAAAAUUAAACUGAUAACAUUUUUUAAUCACUGAUAAGUAAACGAAGACAGUAUAAACCGGCCGUCCUUUGUACUUAUUUUGAAAAAAAAUAUUAUCCACUAACUAUUUCCUUACCCAACCUCCAUUUUGGGAUCGUAAUAAAGUCAUAGGUACGCUUAGUAUAGUAAGACAUUGUAAAUAUAUACCAAUAAAAUAAUUUAUGGUUAGGUAGGUACUAAUUGUUGAUUUUGAUGUUGAAUUGAUGUUCCGUUACCGGUGUUAGUAAUGCAGCGUGUUAUGAAAACAGUCAUUGAGGUACAACCAUCUCUAGUGUAAAUGUUGUAGAUGUAAGGCUGUGUAUGUUUCGCAUUUUGAGUGGUACGUGUUUACGCGAUGUUUAAUAUGUAUUUGUAAAUAAAGAUCCAUGUUUAAAAA
This is a messenger RNA of Leptidea sinapis, 7833 nucleotides long. It is a transcript of the gene smog, whose product is annotated as probable G-protein coupled receptor 158. The record is from RefSeq and is a predicted model, not a curated record. Gene Ontology annotation, molecular function: G protein-coupled receptor activity. Gene Ontology annotation, cellular component: membrane. Gene Ontology annotation, biological process: G protein-coupled receptor signaling pathway. NCBI's taxonomy places the organism in Eukaryota, Metazoa, Arthropoda, Insecta, Lepidoptera, Pieridae. The transcript has 8 exons. Bases 139 to 1449 code for a protein of 436 amino acids.